This is a messenger RNA of Geodia barretti, 793 nucleotides long. The record is from the annotation of a GenBank genome assembly. NCBI's taxonomy places the organism in Eukaryota, Metazoa, Porifera, Demospongiae, Tetractinellida, Geodiidae.
UUCAUGAUCAUAUCCGGACUAGUGAGCAGAAAUAUUCUUCCCCCUAGGUCUCUAAUGCUUUGUGACCAUGUUCUUGAGAGAGUUUCUUCCUAUAAAUACCUGGGAGUUACACUGUCAAACACAUUGGGAUCGUCCACACACAUACAUGACAUCUCUACUGAAGCGAAAAGAGUGCUCAGCUUCAUCUAUCGUCAGUACAGCGCGCACUUGUCACAGUCUUCUCUUCAAAAAUUGUAUCUUUCACUGGUCCGUCCUCAUCUUGAAUAUGCGUCCCAGGUCUGGAACCCUCAUCUACAGAGAGACAUACUUAAGCUGGAAUACUUAAGCUGGAAAGGGUGCAGAAAUUUGCACUUGAAUUCUGUCUCAAGCAGUGGCACCUAGCAAUAUCUCUCUGUGUGUUCCCUACCUAACCUGCAAACUAGGAGGGAUUUUCUGAACUUAUGUUUGCUAUACAAGAUUUGAACAACAUAUGUGACUUUCCAGACUUUCCACUACAGAGGAGGACUUUCAAUUAUCCCCACAGAAGUACUUCUACAUUUGUUUUGAUGUAAGCAAAGUCUAACUAUUUUCUUUCGUCAUUCUUUCCACAUACCUCUAACCUCUUCACCUCCCUCUGUAACCUCUGCCACAUCAUUUAAACACAACUUAAUCAAUCACUUGAGCACAAUGUCUUAAUCCUUAUCACAAUAAUAUUAUGGGUACAUGUUCAAUCAUAGUGUUUACCUAUAUACAAGUAUUGCCAUUGCACAGUGCAGAAAAAAUAUAUAUAUACACUAAUGCUACGCAUAAUUGG